UGUUCUCUCUCUUAAAUCAAUUAAUAAUCAGUGGCCUCGUCGUACUCCCUCUCUCUCUCUCUCUCUCUCUCUAUCUCGUCCUCACAUACACAGAGCUCCGCUUCCUCCAUUAAUGGCGCUUUGAACCUCGCACCCAGACGUAUACGAGCGUAUAUAUAUAUAUAUAUAUAUCACAUGCCCCUCGCUCUCUCCUAUGGCGAGUAGCUUCUCGCGGGAGGGACCCCACGUGGCGCAGCAAACCCGGCGCGACAAGCUCCGCUUCGCCCCCGCCCCUCCCCACCACGCCGCCCCCCACUUCGACCCCGCCAUGUUCGCGCUCUCCUUCCCCCUCGGCCUCGGCGACGAAGGGUUCGAGCCCUCCAACGGGCCCCGCAGCAGAUCCGGCGACUUCGUGAGCGGCGUUAACGGCUACGUCGAUUUCGCCCCGUUCCCCUCUUCCCAACCCUACCACGGCGGCGCCCUCCACGAGGUCAUCGCCGCCCCUUCGCCCUCCUCGCUGGGCUCCCAAACCCUAGAAUUGCCCUCCGUGGUCCCGCCGAACCUUCCGGAAGGCUCCGGAACCGACCUGAUGCUUCCGCACCAGUGGAGCGGCGACUACGCCUACGCGGCGGCGCGCGGCCUCUCGCUGACGCUGUCGCCGAGCCCGCUAACGGAGCUCCCCGCGCCACCCCCGCCCCAGUACGAGGACCGGUUAGGGCACGCCAAGUGCUCGAUCGGCGGCGGCGUCGCGUUCCACGGCCUUGCGAACUCCCCCGCGGAGACCCGCCGCGCCGCGGGCCCCCUCGGGCCCUUCACCGGCUACGCCGCGGUGUUGAGGAGCUCCAAAUUCUUGCGCCCCGCGCAGCAGCUCCUCGACGAGAUUUGUAGCGCCGUCACGGGCUUGGGCCUCGCCAAGCCGUGCGGAGGCGGAGACGGCCAAAAUUUAUGCGAUAGAGUCAGCGGCGGCGGCGAUGCUUCGGAUAUGUUGUCUCCUCUGCAUAAUUCAUCCGAGCGAGGUAACGGUGGUGGCGGUAGCGGCACUUGUGCGGUUCAGCACCGCCCCGAAUUCCAGCAGGUGAAGUUGAAGCUCCUGUUCAUGCAAGAGGAGGUAUGCAGAAGAUACAAGCAGUAUCACCAACAAGUGCAGAUGGUGGGCUCUUCCUUUGAAUCUGUUGCUGGUCUAAGUUCUGCCACACCCUAUGCUUCCUUAGCCCUUAAGACCAUCUCUAAGCACUUCCGCUCUUUGAAAAGCGCCAUACUGAAUCAGCUGCAGAACAUCAGCAAAGUUCUGGGCGAGGAGUUCAUGUCAUCGCCAAGCACCAGUAAAGGAGAAAUGUUCUCGUCCUCGAGGUUAAAGCACACUGAGCAGGGUAACCACAAACAGAAGGUGGGCGAGAGGAGUUUAGGCUUUGUAGAACAUAACCAGCCUGUCUGGAGGCCGCAGCGGGGUCUCCCUGAGCGUGCUGUUGCUGUUUUGAGGAAUUGGUUGUUCGAUCAUUUUCUUCAUCCGUAUCCAACCGAUACAGAUAAGCACAUGUUAGCAGCUCAGACUGGUUUGUCUCGGAACCAGGUCUCAAACUGGUUCAUCAAUGCAAGGGUGAGACUUUGGAAGCCAAUGGUGGAGGAGAUCCACAUGCUCGAGACCAAAAGCAUGAGUGGCUGCGCCCUCGACUCUGCUUCUGCUUCUGCUUCUGCUUCUGCCAGCAGGAAUGACUUGAGACCCACCACAUAUAAUAGCGGAGGGCCCCUGAACGAACAAUCAUCAGAAGAAAGCAACAAGCUAUCAGAAAGUGCUUCUGCCGAAGCUCCUUUCAAGGACGGCAACAUGCCGAGUGCAGAGGCGUGGCACCCAGAUAAGCCAUUGAGGAUGCAGGAGUGCGGCAUUCGGGAGAGCACGGAUGGCACUUUAAUGAGCUUCAUGGCGUACCCUAGUGGGAUGGAUAUAGGUGGUUUCGGGGCAGUCUCUUUAACUUUGGGCCUGAGGCACGAGGCAAUUUGGAAGCCGAACGGUGCGUAAGUGAAACCCUGACCAUUAGUGGUAUUACAGAUAGUACUGUGAUAGAAGGGAGACUCUUGAUGUUGGUGGUAUAUGGAAAUUGUAAUACUGGGCCGGGGGGAAGGGAUUUAGGGUUAGUGAUUUGUAUGCGCAGGUGGGUAAUGUGUGGCCUGAAAUGCUCCCAUCUCUUUUAUAAGGAAUAUAUGCUGUAAUUUGCAGAAGGAUUUCAUGGUCUGGCAAGAGUGCAGGCCCCCUUCUCUUUUGGUGGUGCUAAAUGAAUUUGCUGUAAUUUGCAGAA
Ananas comosus (pineapple) is the source of this 2273-nucleotide messenger RNA. Its product is annotated as BEL1-like homeodomain protein 9. NCBI's taxonomy places the organism in Eukaryota, Viridiplantae, Streptophyta, Magnoliopsida, Poales, Bromeliaceae. The record is from RefSeq and is a predicted model, not a curated record. The transcript has 4 exons. The coding region runs from base 194 to 1996 and encodes 600 amino acids. Gene Ontology annotation, molecular function: RNA polymerase II cis-regulatory region sequence-specific DNA binding; DNA-binding transcription factor activity, RNA polymerase II-specific. Gene Ontology annotation, biological process: regulation of transcription by RNA polymerase II.